Dryobates pubescens (Downy woodpecker) is the source of this 2587-nucleotide messenger RNA. RefSeq names its product mannosyl-oligosaccharide glucosidase (gene MOGS). Bases 2 to 2491 code for a protein of 829 amino acids. NCBI's taxonomy places the organism in Eukaryota, Metazoa, Chordata, Aves, Piciformes, Picidae. Gene Ontology annotation, biological process: oligosaccharide metabolic process; protein N-linked glycosylation. Gene Ontology annotation, cellular component: endoplasmic reticulum membrane. The transcript is spliced from 4 exons. The record is from RefSeq and is a predicted model, not a curated record. Gene Ontology annotation, molecular function: Glc3Man9GlcNAc2 oligosaccharide glucosidase activity.
CAUGGCGGCGGAGCGGCGCCGACGCGGCGGCGGGAAUGGAGCACGGGAACGACCCCGGGAGCGCGGAACGCGACGAGAACAGCGAGAACAGCAGCGAGGAGCGGGCCGGGCCCGCACAGUGCUGGCAGUGGCGGCCGUAGCAUUAACGGUAGCCUUCGGCCUUGCAGCGGUGGCUGAAUGGAACCGGUGGAGCGAGACCUCCCGCCUCGUUACCCCCCAUCCCGCUCCUCCCGCGCUCGCUCCCGGUUCUACCGGGCCUCUCGCCUCGCCUCAACGCUUCUGGGGCACUUACCGGCCUCAUGUUUAUUUCGGGAUGAAGACACGCAGCCCGCGGGCUCUCGUUACCGGCUUAAUGUGGCUUCAGCAACGUGAGGGAGGCGGCAGCUUACGUCAUACCUGUGAGCAAAGCGACGGCCUGUCGCGAUAUGGCUGGUUGAUGCACGACGGGGAGAAUUUCGGGGUGCAGGAAAUCCGCGACGGAGGAUUGGUGUUAAAAACCGAAUUCGUUAAACGGCCGGGAGGGGAUCACGGAGGAGAUUGGAGCUGGCGUGUCACUGCACGGAUGGAGGGCACGGGGGGCCCGGCCCCACUCCUCUCUCUCUUCUUCUACGUUGCAACAGACGGGCAGGGGACGCUGCGGCCGCACCUGGAGAACAAGACCCGGCUGGCUGCUGUGACAGGGACGACAGAGGAGCUGGGAGACUUCACCCUCACCUUCCUCCCACCCACAGCUGAUGCAGAAGGGGACCCCAAACAUGCCAGCUACAACUACCUGGAUGUGCCCAGCCCGGGGCUGCACCUCCUGACGGAUGUGGUUCGGAGCAGCCUCAGCAACCGCUUCGUCUUCUCGGGGCAGGGAGGGCCGCGGCGCCGCUUCUUCGCCGUCGACACCUUCAAGGGGCUGCCAGGGUGGGAUCAGCGUCCCCCGCCAGCCCUGCGUGGGCACCUGCUGCUGCACCAAGUGACGCUGGAGCCACCGGCGGUGCUGGAGGUGACAUUCGAGUCGGGCAGCGCGGCGGCAGGGCGGCAGCGGCUGGCGGGGGCAGCCCUGUCGUCGGCGCUGUCGCGACACGCAGCAGCCUUCCAGCAGCGUUUUGAGGAGACCUUUGGCCUGGCUCGAAAAGGCUUUCCCCCUGCGCAGCGCCGCUUCGCCCAGGCUGCCCUCAGCGACCUGCUGGGUGGGGUGGGCUACUUCCAUGGGCGCUCGCUGAUCCAGUCGCCACGGCCAGGUGAGCGGCCGCUGCCUGGGGCCGAGGCCUCACUGCUUACUGCGGUCCCCUCCCGCUCCUUCUUCCCAAGGGGCUUCCUGUGGGAUGAGGGCUUCCACCAGCUGCUGCUGGCACGCUGGGAUCCAGCGUUCAGCCGGGAGAUCUUGGCCCACUGGCUUGACCUGAUGAACGCGGAGGGCUGGAUCCCGCGGGAGCAGAUUUUGGGGGAGGAAGCGCUGUCCAAGGUGCCCCCCGAAUUCGUGCCACAGCUCAGCGAGACAGCCAACCCCCCCACGCUGCUGCUGGCACUAGAGCAGCUGCUCCCCGAGGCCCCCCAGCCCUACCUGCACCGUAUCUUGCCCCGUCUCCGCACCUGGUACGACUGGUACAACCGGACGCAGGCCGGACCGCUGCCGUUCACCUUCCGCUGGCGCGGCCGCGAUGCCCGCCCCGAGCUCUUCCUCAAUGCCAAAACCUUGGCAUCAGGGCUGGACGACUACCCCCGUGCCUCCCACCCCUCGCCCGAGGAGCGGCACUUGGACCUGCGCUGCUGGAUGGCACUGGCGUCCCGCGUGCUGGCCACCGUGGCCGAGCGGCUGGGCGAGCCGGCGGACGCCUACCGUGCCAUGGAGCAGGCACUCACCGACAACGCCCUCCUUGACCAGCACCACUGGGCGCCAGAGCUGGGUGCCUUUGCCGAUUACGGCAACCACAGCACUGCGGUGGGGCUGAGGUGGCACCAGCCGGCGCCGGCAGCGCCAGGGCAUCCACCGCCAGAACCGCGGCUGGUCCGGGAGGUGCGGGAAGCACCGCGGCCGCGGUUUGUGGGGGCAUUAGGUUACGUCAGCCUGUUCCCAGUGCUGCUGGGGGUGCUGCGGCCAGACUCGCCACGGCUGCCAGCGGUGCUGGCGGCCAUGAGGAGCGAGCGGCGGCUCUGGACUCCCUUCGGCCUGCGGUCGCUGGCUGCCGACAGCAGCUUCUACAUGCGCCGCAACAGCCAGCACGAUCCUCCCUACUGGCGCGGCGCCGUCUGGGUCAACAUCAACUACCUGGCGCUGCGGGCGCUCCAUGGCUACGCCAAGGCCGAAGGCCCACAGCGGGCACGGGCAGAAGAGCUCUACCAGGAGCUGCGGCACAACCUGAUCACCAAUGUGUACCGGCAGUUCACCGAGAGCGGCUUCCUCUGGGAGAACUACAACGACAGCACCGGGCAGGGCCAGGGCUGCCGGCCCUUUGCGGGCUGGACCGCACUGGUCGUGCUGGCCAUGGCUGAGGACUACUAAAGGCUGUGGGACUACGGGCUGGCACGUGCUGCUGGCCUGGCUCCUCUGACUCAGGUGCAGGUGGAGGCACUGAGCCCAACGCCUCCCCCAAUAAAC